Molecule: messenger RNA, 1893 nt
Organism: Saccostrea echinata
Lineage: Eukaryota; Metazoa; Mollusca; Bivalvia; Ostreida; Ostreidae
Exons: 4
Coding region: 1-1893 (630 amino acids)
Source: RefSeq, a predicted model, not a curated record
AUGGUGGAGAAUCUGAGAUAUAAAAUUGUGGAGAAUUGGGUAUGUAAAAAGGUGGAGAAUGUGAUGAUGUGUAAAAUGGUGGAGAAUCCGUUGUGUAAAAUGGUGGAGAAUCCGAGAUGUAAAACGGUGGAGAAUCGGAUGAUGUGUAGACUGGGGUCAAAGGCUGAAACCAGAGCAACAGAAGAAGAAAUCCAACGCUUGACUCAGGGAGAAGCCUCACCUAGAGGUCAUAAGACGCAGACUGGUGAAAGCCGUAUAGAAACCAGUCAGCCGAAAGUUCUCCUGACGAUGAAAGCAGCAACAAGAAUAGGAACCUGGAAUGUGCGAACCAUGUUUGAAACAGGGAAGGCAGCCCAGGUAGCCAGAGAGAUGAGGAGAUACAACAUCCAACUACUUGGAAUAUGUGAGAGCAGAUGGAAUGGAACUGGAACCAAUCUCAUCAAGGAUUAUGACAGCAAGAUUCCACUCCAAAGGAAGAGAAGAACUGUAAUCCAAUGUUACCCACCAACAAACACUGCAGAUGAAGAAACAAAAGAAGAUUUUUACACAAAACUGCAGGCAGCAGUAGACAAGGCACCAAGGCGAGACAUGAAAAUUUUGAUGGGUGACAUGAAUGCCAAGAUAGGUUCAGACAAUUAUGGGAAAGAAUUCAUCAUGGGUACCCAGGCACUUGGAAACAUGAAUGAGAAUGGAGAGCUGUUCACAGAUUUUUGUGCAUUCAAUGACCUUGUGAUAGGAGGAAGUGCCUACCAGCACAAAAACAUCCACAAAGAGACUUGGAUCUCCCCUGAUGGAAAAACCAAGAACCAGAUAGACUUCAUUACUAUCUCAAGGAAGUGGAGACGCAGCUUCCUUGAUACAAGAUCAAGAAGAGGGGCUGAUGUAGCUUCAGACCACCACCUAGUACAAGGCACUAUUAAAGUCAAGUUGAAAGCCUUCAAGGACAACUGUGACAGACCACACAUCAAGUUUAACACCCAGAGACUUCAGGAAAAAGGCACAAGAGACACCUUUAGCAUCACACUGAAAAACAGAUUUGAGGUUCUUAACAACGUCUGUCAAGUAACACCACUAGAAGAACACUGGAACUCCAUCAAAGACAACUGGAAAGACACAUGCGAAGAGAUCCUAGAGAAAAGAGAAAAGCAAGACAAGGAAUGGCUUUCAAGAGACACAUGGAAACUGGUUGAAGAAAGAAAACUUCUCAAACAGCAGGUUAUGAGCUGUGAGGAGGAACAAAAGAAACAAGAAUUAAAAGACAGACACACUAUCCUAUACAAUGAAGUAAAGAAAAGUGCAAGGAGAGAUAAAAGACACUUCUAUAAUAAGCUAGCUACAGAAGCUGAGGAAGCAGCAGAGAAAAGAGACGUCAGUACCAUGUACAAAAUCACAAGAACCCUGGCUGGGAAGAGACCACCACAGACCAAGCCAGUAAAAGACAAGGAAGGCAACGCUAUAACAAAGGAAGAGGACCAGAGAAAGCGCUGGGCAGAACUCUUCAGAGAACUCCUAAAUCGCCCAACACUAGAAACAACACCAAACAUACCACCAGCAGACUCUGAACUAGCAGUGAUCACCGCCCCUCCGACAAGGGCUGAGACCAUCAAGGCUCUAAAGAAACUAAAGAGUGGGAAAGCAGCUGGGCCUGAUGGAAUUCCUCCAGAAGCCCUUAAGGCAGACAUAAAGACUUCAGCAGAUAUGUUACUACCUCUCCUGCAGAAGAUCUGGUCAGAGAGGAAGGUACCAGCUGAUUGGAAAAAAGGACAUUUAGUGAAGCUACCCAAGAAAGGAGACCUGGGACAAUGCAAGAACUGGCGUGGCAUCAUGCUCCUCUCUGUCCCAAGCAAGAUCCUGACAAGAAUAAUACUGGAAAGACUCAAAGAUGCUAUAUAA